Molecule: messenger RNA, 3532 nt
Organism: Paralichthys olivaceus (Japanese flounder)
Lineage: Eukaryota; Metazoa; Chordata; Actinopteri; Pleuronectiformes; Paralichthyidae
Product: anthrax toxin receptor 1-like
Cellular component (GO): plasma membrane; cell surface
Molecular function (GO): transmembrane signaling receptor activity
Source: RefSeq, a predicted model, not a curated record
UGGUGGAGGUUGUGGAGCUUUGUCAUCUUGUGCAUGCUGAGCAGGACCCAGUGAUGAGAGAGCCUCAACAACAACAGUGAGACCCUCAACACUCAUGCUUCCUCUCUCUCUUCCACGUCUACCUGUGAGUUACUGCUCUCUUCUGGAUUACUGCUUUUCCUUUUCCAUGCUGAAGGCGCCGGUGGAGGAUUGAACCUGCAAGGAUCAACUUCUCCAACCAACUUUUUAUUUUAUUUUAAUUUAAGCUGGUUUAAUUCAUCACCUCAUCUGUAUGAGAUUUUCUUCAGUUGGAAUAAUGCUUUGGUGCUGGAGUAGAAACUCCUGGUUUCCAGUGGUGCUGGGUGCUGCAUUAGUUGUGCUCACUGCAGGAAAUGCUGGACCGGACCAGGACAGAAGGCAGGCUGGGUCGUCCUCGUGCUUUGGAGGCUUCGAUCUCUACUUUGUUUUGGACAAAUCUGGGAGUGUGCAGAACCACUGGACAGAAAUCUACCACUUUGUCGAACAUCUAGCUCAUAAAUUCAUAAGUCCACAGUUGCGGAUGUCCUUCAUCGUGUUUUCCACUGACGGACAGAUUUUAAUGAGCCUGACAGAAGACAGGGAACGCAUUCGCAAAGGUCUGGAGGAGCUGCAGGGGGUCCUUCCAGGGGGAGACACCUUCAUGCAUGAGGGCAUCUUGAGGGCCAGUGAGCAGAUAUACUAUGGAAACACUGAAGGUUAUCGCACUGCAAGCGUUGUCAUAGCUCUGACAGAUGGAGAGCUGCACGAGGAUCUUUUCUAUUACGCUGAGAGAGAGGCCAACCGUUCCCGAAGUCUGGGGGCCUCAGUUUACUGCGUGGGGGUGAAGGACUUCAAUGAGACGCAGCUGGCAAAGAUUGCUGAUAGUAAGGACCAUGUCUUCCCUGUAAAUGAUGGAUUUGAGGCUCUGCAAGGGGUCAUUGAUUCGAUCCUGAAGAAGUCCUGUAUUGAGAUCCUGGCUGCAGAGCCCUCUAGCAUCUGUGCAGGAGAGACCUUCCAGGUGGUGGUGAGAGGAAAUGGAUUCCUCCAUGCCCGAAAUGUUGAUAAAGUACUGUGCAGCUUCCGAAUCAACGACACCCUCACCAAAAUGGUGAAGCCUUUGAUUGUGGAAGACACAUAUCUUCUCUGCCCUGCACCAGUGCUUCAAGAUGAGGGGAUGGCAGCAAAUCUUUACGUCAGUAUGAACGAGGGUCUCAGUUUCAUCUCCAGCUCCGUCACAAUAACCACUGUGGGAUGUUCUGAUGGGACCAUCCUGGCCAUCGCCCUGCUCAUCCUGAUGCUGCUCCUGGUCUUGGCUCUUCUCUGGUGGUUCUGGCCUCUUUGCUGCACUGUGAUCAUCCACGAACCCCCACCUCCACUUGAAGAGGAGAGUUCGGAUGAUGAGGACUUUGAUACACCCAAGAAGAAGUGGCCGACUGUGGAUGCUUCCUACUACGGAGGAAGAGGUGUAGGUGGAAUCAAAAGAAUGGAGGUACGCUGGGGGGAGAAAGGCUCCACAGAAGAAGGAGCGAAGCUGGAAAAGGCUAAAAAUGCCAAAGUGAAGAUGCCCGAGCAGGAGUACGAUCUGCCCCCCACACGGAUUCUCAACAAUGGCAUGCAGAGAGCCCCAGGGCCACGCAAGUGGUACUCGCCAAUCAAGAGCAAACUAGAUGCAUUGUGGGUACUUUUGAGGAAAGGCUAUGACCGUGUGUCAGUAAUGAGGCCUCAUCCAGGUGACAAGGGCAAAUGCAUGAACUUCACCCGCAUGAAGUCUCCCCCUUCCCACUACCCUCACUACAACCACUCAUCCCCCAUCUACAACCCCCCGAGCAAGAGUCCAACACCGCCGCAGGGCACCCUCCCACCGACCCCCAGCAGCCCUCCAUCAUCUCUGUCUUUCUCCUCCUGCACCCUUCCAUCAUUACCUCCAACACCUCCUCCCACCUCCCCUUCCCCCUCUCCUCCGCCCUACACCCCACCUCCCAACCGGGCUCUUCCUCCGACCAACAUGCCCACACCAGCGUUGUCAGCGGCCUCAACGACCCCUUCACCUCCUGCCUCCCCAACGGGCUCCUUGCCUCCUCCUCCACAGGGACCUCCUCCUGGUCGAGCCCCUCCCCCUGCACGCCCACCGCCUCGCCCUGGGCUGUAAAGCUCCAGCAUGAGAUGGGAGAGAACCCCACAAAUUUGAAAAAGGCAACACAAAGUCCCACCAGUGAUCAGCACAUGACCAUCGUUGACCACCUGGAGGCCAGGACAUGUGGACACUUGUGCCACUCUCAGCGGGCUGUGGCCUUUCUGCCUUGUGAAGAGGAGCAGCGAGGACUAUUUUUCAGCUAUUUGUCUACAGUGAAUGUUGUACACUUCUAGCACAACAGUGAAAUUGCUCUGAUGCUUGAAUUACACAGACGUUCCCAAUGAAUGAGGUCAUGCGGGCCGGCUCAAAAACAUUUGCCUCCGUGGACCUGUGGGCUGCUUCAGGCCCUGAUGCCUUCUCCAUGAGCUCACAAGAUUGGAUGAAUCCAAAUCAGCUGCUCAACAAGGAGCAGAGUUGUUUUCAAAACGAUCAUGACACCAAAAUAUGUGUAACGUUUCCAUCUUUUCUAAAAAGAGAUAAGAGGAAUCUGAAAAAAUCCCUGUUUUUCUGUUCUUGAAUGUUGAGCAACUGCAUGCCAUCGUGUUUGAGUCAGUGUGUGUUCUUUUGAUAACAUUUCUACCUAGUUUUAUGCAUCAUACACACAUCUUUAGUUUUACUAUUUUUGUACUCCUUGCACUUUUGACUUGCAUAAUAAACCAGCCUAAUGUGCACAUAGGAGUGAACUAUAAACUGGGAUUCAGAUACUUAACUAUACACCUAUACAGGUGCAUCUCAAAGAAUAAGAAUAUUGUGAAAAAGUUUGUUUUUUUAAACUUUAUUUAUAUCUUAGACUCAUUAUACAUCAAGUUCUUAGUUUUUUUAUUUAUUUUGAGUUUGAUCAAUAUAGCCUAAAGGGAAAAACAUAUAUUUAAAAAUAUCACAAUAAUUCAUAUUGAGUUUGAGUAAAUUACCAUAAAUACUGUGUAUCUCUUGGUCAAUGGUCUAAUGUCCUGUUUUCAGAUCCCUCGCCACAUUGAUGCAAUAACUCCUGCUAAAGGAGGCCUGGCCAAGUAUUGUCUAAAUUUUAAAUUCUUUAUUGAUUGAUCUUAGGAAAUACUCAAAUACUUUGAGCUGUAAGACGUAAUCAACCAAAUUAAAACAGGCUGGAAAUAUUUCCAAUAUUUCACUUUACAUGUAAUGAAUCCAGAAUAUAUUUAAGUUUAAUUUAAUUAAUAGUUUGAGAUGCACCUGUAUAACUGAUAUGACCACAGUCACAGCUAUAGUUAGCAGCGUACACUCUGUCUAUCAAGAUGUGGACAAAACCGUGUCAGAAUCAGGGAGAAACUUUGCACAUUGUUUUGCUCAUCCAGCCACAGCCUCUUACGAAAGCUGUUUUUUAUGUAAAUAAUCAUUUUGCUACAAUAACCAUGUGUCUUCAGAUCUGUGUGUGUGUGUGUGUGU